This is a messenger RNA of Aethina tumida (small hive beetle), 1268 nucleotides long. It is a transcript of the gene Fnta, whose product is annotated as protein farnesyltransferase/geranylgeranyltransferase type-1 subunit alpha. The transcript has 5 exons. Gene Ontology annotation, cellular component: cytoplasm; CAAX-protein geranylgeranyltransferase complex; protein farnesyltransferase complex. NCBI's taxonomy places the organism in Eukaryota, Metazoa, Arthropoda, Insecta, Coleoptera, Nitidulidae. The coding region runs from base 185 to 1189 and encodes 334 amino acids. The record is from RefSeq and is a predicted model, not a curated record. Gene Ontology annotation, biological process: protein farnesylation; protein geranylgeranylation. Gene Ontology annotation, molecular function: CAAX-protein geranylgeranyltransferase activity; protein farnesyltransferase activity.
AUCCACCUAAAUAUCAACAAUUGAGUGCACUAUUAUCUUAUACCUUUUAGUUAUCAAAUAUUAACGAUGAUUCAUUAUUAGAGUAAAUUUUGCAGAAAUAUUUAAAUAUACGGGAUUAUUUACUGCACAUGCGUCGUUUUAUCGACUAAUCAAACAAGUUAGGUUAGGCUGGUCGAAAGCAAAAAUGAGUGAUCUAAGUAGUAGUGAAGAAGAAAAUGAUUCCGGCUAUGUUUUGUUCAAGGAUCGAACAGAAUGGAAAGAUGUUGUGCCCAUCAAACAAGAUGAUGAAGAUCAGAUUGUCGCAAUUCAUUAUACAGAAAAAUUUGAAGACGCACAUAACUAUUUACGUGCCUUGUUGAAAACCGGAGAGAAAUCCGAAAGGGCACUAGAAUUAACCACAGUAGUUGCCAAUGAAAAUCCAGCAAAUUAUACUGUGUGGCAGUAUAGGAGGGAUAUUUUACAAGAAUUAAAAAAAGAUCUUCAUGAAGAAUUGAACUAUAUUGACAAAUUUAUAUUAAAAAAGUCCAAGAAUUAUCAAAUAUGGCAUCACAGAAGACUUCUUGUUGAAUGGCUUAAUGAUCCAUCAAAAGAAAACUAUUUCACUGCCAAAGUAUUAAGUAAAGAUGCAAAGAACUAUCAUGCUUGGCAACAUAGACAGUGGUACAUGAGACAUUUCAAUCUCUUUGAUAAUGAAUUGGAAUACGUGGACAGUCUUUUAAAUGAAGAUGUACGUAACAAUUCUGCUUGGAAUCAAAGAUAUUUUGUUAUAAACAACACUACAGGUUUCACACAGGAAGUUUUGGAUUCUGAAAUAAAAUACACUCUUGAAAGAAUAAAGGAAGUAGUAGAAAAUGAAAGUGCUUGGAAUUAUUUAAGAGGUUUAUUACUUCAUGAUAAGGAGGGACUUAGUAAAAACAAGACUGUUACCACAUUUUGUGAAGAACUUUAUGCUGCCAACAACCAUUCACCCUUCCUUUUGUCAUUAAUUGUUGAUAUGUGUUAUGAACAAGUCCAGCAAGGUGGUGGUGAUUCUGUUUACACUCUUGAAAGGGCAUUGAAAUUGUGCAGUGAUCUUGAACAAAAGUAUGAUAAAAUUAGAGCUAAAUAUUGGCAACACAUGGCAGAAACCAUGCAGAAAAUACACAAGGAAGAAUCAAAUGCUGGAGAGGCUGCUUCUUCAACUUCAUAAUUGUAAUUUGUAUGCAAAAUGUUUUGUGUUGUAAAUGAAUAUUUCAUAAGCUUUAGGUUUGAAAUAAACCUUUUAUGUA